Chelonus insularis is the source of this 639-nucleotide messenger RNA. RefSeq lists its product as uncharacterized. Bases 1 to 639 code for a protein of 212 amino acids. NCBI's taxonomy places the organism in Eukaryota, Metazoa, Arthropoda, Insecta, Hymenoptera, Braconidae. The record is from RefSeq and is a predicted model, not a curated record. The transcript has 2 exons.
AUGAAAAAAUUUUUAUUCUUCAUCCAUUGCUGUACUAUUUAUAUCUUGACGAUCCUUUUAUUUUCAGUAGACUUAACAUUUUCCAAGAAAAAUUAUGAUGUUGAAGUUUUAUUGAGAAAUAAACGCUAUCUACUUUUUCCAAACCCAUUAGAGAGUGAAACUAAAGUUCAGGUACUCUUUGGACUUGGAUUACCAAUGGAAGGUGAAGUGUCAACAAUUCUAGGCUAUGUUUUAAAAUGUAACUACAACCUACCUUACAAUUCAUCAGCCAUUACUCACCCAUACAUCAGAUAUCAACGUGAUGCUAUUAGAAGUGAACAUAAUCAUGUCAGACCUAUGUCCAGAUGGGAAUUUUAUCGACUUCUGGAAUCAGCUCUGGAGACCUUGGGCUCUGGAAAAGCAUGCUUACUUCGAGCUAUCUGUGAAGCUGCACAAACUUCUUUUGAUGAAAGUAACGGACUCCUUGGAGAGCUUCUACAUGUUAUCCUGACACCUUCAAGUACCACAGAACAUUCAGAUGUUUAUGAAGAUCGAGAGUAUUAUGCUGCUGAAUUUAUUGGAAAGUUCUCAGAGGGUGGAUGUCACUUUUCUUUUCCUGAAUGCUUCACUGAUCCAUUGAGUUAUUUCACCAUAUUUUAA